AAAAUCAAGUUUCUUGUUGUAUUCUGGAAUGAGGUCAGACACGAGGCUUCUCAUUGCACGCGCUGAUUAUUAUUAGAAUCCUUUGCGCGCCAAUCAGGUGCGAGAGGGGGCGUGGCCUGGCCCCAAGCAGCGUAGCGACAGCGUAGGGGCACUCUGAUUGGUGGAUUUUUAUCGCCGUUGUAUGAGAGAGGAAUAAAUGCAGGCAAGGGGGGCAGCAGUCUGAAGGGGUGCUUGAAACAGCGACUGUUAGUCUUUGCAGAUGGGAGGCAGGGGAGUGUGAGUUGCUCUAGCUUGUAUUUUUUUUCCUUCUUCUUUCCCCUACCACAGCAUGCACGGCUUUUGAUUCUUGGAGUAGAUGCAGAGAAAAAGCACUUACUUUUACACAUUGUAUACUUGGGGGCCCUUUGUAAGUGCCUGAGCGCAUGUGUGGGCACUCUGCUCCUGCAGCAGUGUAGAUUGUGUUCAGUGAUCACAGGGCUGUGUUUUUUUUUUUUAUUCCAACACCGAUUAUACGCUCCAAAACAGAGACGAACUGUUUUAACACCAACAGCACCUGGAAGUUAAACCUUUUUUUAUGCAUGUAGCCUUUUUAGGCAACUCUGGACUGUGUUUUCGAGUAUCCUGCGCAUCUCAGGAGUGAAUAACUGCUUGCACUGUUUGCACUCAGCACAAACUGUCAGAGUGGGAGAAAAGAGCUGAGCUUGCUUUAAAGUGAACCAGAGGAACCCAGGAGAGAGGGGGGAGAAAGAGCAAGCAUCCCGCUCUUACUUUAAUCGGACAGCAUGGUGCAGAAAAUGAGCCACACAGAGAGCACCGCCGAGGCGCUGUCCUUUUUUACCGGGGACUCAGGCUCCGACUCCGGGGCAAGCAUGGAUCUGGACCCGGCCGCCUCGCCUCUCUCCCCGGCGGGCUCCGCAGCCUCCUCCACCGCCGGCGACAAGCUCGGGGAGAAUCCGGCGUGGUGCAAAACUCCCAGCGGCCACAUCAAGAGACCCAUGAACGCAUUCAUGGUGUGGUCGCAGAUAGAGAGGAGGAAGAUCAUGGAGCAGUCCCCGGACAUGCACAACGCAGAGAUCUCUAAGCGGCUGGGGAAGCGCUGGAAGCUGCUGAGAGACAGCGACAAGAUCCCCUUCAUCAGAGAGGCAGAGCGGCUUCGGCUUAAGCACAUGGCGGACUAUCCCGACUACAAGUACCGACCGAGGAAGAAGGUAAAGUCGAGCGCGUCUAAGGCUGGCAGCAGCAGCGACAGAGGAGAAAAAGUUACCGGUAGCUCAAACAACACCAGCACUAAGACGUCCUCAUCUGCGAGGAAGAACGGAUCGAAAUCACCCAGCAGCAGCAGCAGCAGCAGCAGCAGCAGCAACAAACCCCAAAAAUCACUUUUCGGGAGCAGCAGUAGCACCAAAGCUUCGCUGUUUGCCUCUGAGCACCAGUCAGAGCACCACCACAACUCUCUCUACAAGUCCAAAUCUGUCUCCUCGGCUGCCAAGCAGAUACCCGAUGCCAAGAAGCCCAAGAGAGUAUACGUUUUCGGAAGCGGCGCGGCCAGUCUGAGCGUCAGCCCCACGUCCUCCGUGGUGGUGCCGGCUAGUCCUACGCUCAGCAGCUCGGCGGACUCUAGCGACCCGCUCAGUCUCUACGAGGACGCGGCCAGCGGCAGAGAGGAAGGCGCCGACUCCCCAAGCAGCAGCAGCAGCAGCAGCUUCGGCGGAGCUUCGGAGCGCCGCAGCGGCCACACGUACAGCAACACUCGGCGGGCUUCUUCGCCUACUCCCUCUGGGUCGCACUCCUCCGUCUCUUCCUCCUCGUCUUCCUCGGAGGACGAGGAGUUCGAGGACGACUUGCUGGACGUCAACCCGAGUCCGAGCUUCGACAGCAUGUCGCUGGGGAGCUUCGGCUCCUCGGUCCUGGACAGGGACUGGGACGUGAACGGCGAGUCCGUCUGCGGGGGUUCCCACUUCGAGUUCCCCGACUACUGUACGCCCGAAGUCAGCGAGAUGAUAUCGGGAGACUGGCUGGAGUCCACCAUCUCCAACCUGGUGUUCACAUACUGACUGAGUGCUAAAACUCGCAGACGCAAACAGAAGCAGAGGAGCUCUUGCUUACCAGUGGGUUUCACUACUGCAAACCCCGUCCCUGCAAAUCCUUGGAAAGCUUAACUCUAAAGCGAAUAACUUGCUUUUUUCGGGACUUUUCUUCGGAUGCCUGGACUGAGGGAGUCGGAGGGGAGCCGUCCAAACAAGAGGAGACAAAAAAAAAAAAAAAAAAAAAAAAAAAAGACAGAGUUUCCUGACAGCUCAGUGCAGGACUGUUUUUAAACUGAGUAACUUAACUGUGAUUGAUUUGCACGUUAUGCGGUCCGCCGUACACUUAAUCAAUGUCGUUAAUGAAUUUUUGAGAGAAAAAAGGGACAUUUUCACAACUUUUUAACCAAUCGCCAAGUGAACUUCGCCACUAAAGAAAAAACAAAAAAAAAACAAACAAGCAAACAAAAAAGGUACAGACUAGGACUGCCGUGCGACAGUUUUUUUUUUUUUUUUUUACUGUAUCACCAAGAGGCUUUUUUUAAAAAAUGAAACCGAGGUGGGUUGAUGUUUUUUAAAAGUUAUUUUCUCAAGAAACAAAAAAGACGUGUUUAGCAUGAUAGCCUACUUUGUUCCUAUAUCUUGUGCUGAGAUUUUCUGUGCGACUGUUUGAGCAGUUUGUAAACUAGUAUUAGGGUUAUUUAAAAGGAUCUAGGUGGCGCUCACUUCGGUUCUACUUUUUUACGGAGAGAAAAAAAAAGGACUUUGAAAUAAUCACCAGCUCACUUCAGGACACAAACACAACUUCAAGUCUGUGCUUAACUGUAUUGCUACAUUUCUUUCCCUCUACCAGGACCAAAAUUCUAUAAUGUUAUUUUCCAGAACAUAGCUAUAGAGAAAUCAUCAUCGAUUUCUAUUUUGUUUUUGUUUUGUACAUGUAUUCAGAUGCCAUUUUUAUAUGGGGAUGCUGUAUUUAUAUACUGGGCCAAGCAUCUUUUGUUUUGCUAGUUCUUUUAUACAUGAUCCUGUCAGUAUGUCUGUGUCUGUCACAUUUCCUUCUCAGGCGAAGGGCUAGAGUUUUAAGAACACACAACCUUUUUAAUUUCCUUUUUAUAUUUAAAUGUACACACUUUUUUGGACACUUAAAAGAGAAGAAACAGUUUGAUUAUUUUCUCAGUGUAUUUUUGUACAAAUCUAUAUUGAACACGGGGGCAUGUGUAGCCUAACUAAUACAGCUGUAUUGGAUUUCCUUGUUUUUUAAUGCCCUCAACAGGCUGGUUUUUUUCAUGCUGCCUUCAAGUGCUUAUGGUAAGCUUGUUACUUUGGGCUCAGUUACUUUAGUAGAUUGGAUCAAGCAGUAGAGCUGUCCGUUUUGUAUCCUUGCGGUGCCUGUUGUUGGACUUAUUCUUUCAAAUUUAAAGAUACACUUCCACUUUUUUGACAGAAAAGGUGAGUUAGUAGAAAUCAGGUAGGUAGGCCUUAUUUGUCUUCUUUCACAAAAAAAUUCAGAAACACUCUUUAAGUCCUCUUUGAUGUCAAACCCUUAAACAUCUGCAGCACAGACGGGAAGGUGAUUAGGACAUAAUUGCGAUUUUUCCGACAGCACUUGAAAGCAGCACCAGUCUCAGCCCCCUUUUCCAACGUUUACAGUGCCAGACUGCAGGCUCAUUUUUUUAAAGACACAGGAGCACGAGUCUUUUUUAAGAGGCUCUUCCUGUGGGACCAUGUGGUUUAAACAGCAGCACUAUCCUAAAAAGCAGUCACUUGCUUUCUUGCUUUUUUUUUUUUUUAAAUCAUAUUUUUUGCGUCCAACGUCUUGAAGAUUGUAGCUUUAAAUUUGACUUUGUUUCUUGAUGUUUUCACUCACUGAUGUCACAUCUUGCCAUUCGGCCAGUGGUUUGGGGCGGGCUGUCCAUAUCACAAACAAACAAAGAUGACAACAUCAAGCAUAUUCAAAUUUCUGACCUGAGUUGCGCAACACUUUCUUGUACUGCGUUUCUCAUUGUAUUUGAAUAUAUAAUCUUUUCUACUUGUCGGCUAACUACUAGCUAAUAAUUGUUUUAGUAUCUUUAUGGCAUGGUGAAUAGCAUUUGUAUUUCAGAUUCAGGUUAUUAUUAGCUGUUGUGUUUUUUCAGAAAAAAGAACGGAGACGAAAAAAAGAGGAAAAAAACAAUGAACUUGAUCUUUGUAUAUUUGACUGUACCAUAAAGCAAAAAGAUUGUGUGUUUAUGUACGUUGUUGCUAUCGAGGACAGGCACUGUUUAGAACUGCUAUCUUUUACACAUCCUUACUUACAUUUAAGGUGGUCAGUUCAGACUGUUUUUUUUUGUUUUAUAUAUAUAUAAAUAUAUGAAAGCAUUUUUAAAUAUAUUAACUUUAUUUUUCAUCCAUCCUGUGCAAUAUGCUGUGUAGAAUUAUCAUUUAUUGUCUUUAAUCAUGCCAUAAACAAAGAAGCCACCUCUUUUUUCUGAUUAAAAAGGGGGUAGGUUGACUCAUGCCAGCUAAAUUUUGUCCAUUCACUGCCUGUCAGAUUGUUGAUACAAACUUGUGUACAGAACUUUUUCAAGGAAGGAAAUAAAUAUCAGCUGGAACUGAAA
Molecule: messenger RNA, 4621 nt
Organism: Xiphophorus maculatus (southern platyfish)
Lineage: Eukaryota; Metazoa; Chordata; Actinopteri; Cyprinodontiformes; Poeciliidae
Gene: sox4b
Product: transcription factor SOX-4-like
Exons: 1
Coding region: 783-2054 (423 amino acids)
Biological process (GO): cell differentiation; positive regulation of transcription by RNA polymerase II; anatomical structure morphogenesis
Molecular function (GO): DNA-binding transcription activator activity, RNA polymerase II-specific; RNA polymerase II cis-regulatory region sequence-specific DNA binding
Source: RefSeq, a predicted model, not a curated record